This is a messenger RNA of Chanos chanos (milkfish), 1416 nucleotides long. RefSeq names its product zinc-binding protein A33-like. The record is from RefSeq and is a predicted model, not a curated record. Gene Ontology annotation, molecular function: protein binding; zinc ion binding. Bases 1 to 1416 code for a protein of 471 amino acids. The transcript is spliced from 6 exons. NCBI's taxonomy places the organism in Eukaryota, Metazoa, Chordata, Actinopteri, Gonorynchiformes, Chanidae.
AUGGCUACCAAACUCUCACUGUCAGAGGAGGAUGUCUCCUGCCCUGUGUGCUGUGACAUCUUCAAGGAUCCUGUUGUCCUGUCAUGUAGUCACAGUGUCUGUAAAGUUUGUCUGCAGAAGUUCUGGAAUAAUGAAGGAUCCAAGGAGUGUCCAAUCUGUAGGAGAAGAUCAUCCAGAGAUGACCCUCCCCGUAACCUUGUGUUAAAGAACCUGUGUGAGCCUUUCUUACAGGAGAGAAGUCAGAGAACUUCAGCAGGGUCUGAGGAGUUCUGCAGUCUGCACAGUGAGAAACUCAAACUCUUCUGUCUGGAUGAUAAACAGCCCGUGUGUUUGGUAUGUCAGGCUUCAAAGAAACACACAAAUCACAAAUUCCGUCCAAUAGCUGAAGCUGCACUUGAUAACAGGGAGGAACUUAAGACUGCACUGAAACCCUUACAGGUGAAACUGAAGAUCUUUGAAAAAGUCAAACUGGCUUGUGAUCAAACAGCAGAGCACAUUAAGACUCAGGCCAAACACACAGAGAGACAGAUCAAAAAACAGUUUGAGAAGCUUCAUCAGUUUUUACGAGAUGAACAGGCAGCCAGGAUAGCUGCACUGAGGGAGGAAGAGGAGCAGAAGAGUCAGAUGAUGAAGGAGAAGAUUGAGGAGAUGAGUAGAGAGAUAUCAUGUCUUUCAGACACAAUCAGAGCCAUAGAGGAGGAGAUCAAAUCUGAAGACAUCUUAUUCCUGAAGAACUUUGAGGCCACAAAGAAAAGAGCCCAGUGCACACUGCAGGAUCCACAGACAGUUUCAGGAGCACUGAUCCAUGAGGCAAAGCACCUGGGCAACCUGAAGUUCAGAGUGUGGGAGAAGAUGCAGGAGAUCGUUCAAUACACUCCUGUCAUUCUGGACCCCAACACUGCACAUCCACAACUCAUCCUGUCUGAGGAUCUGACCAGUGUGAGAUUCAGCGAUGAGAGACAGCAACUUCCUGAUAAUCCAGAGAGAUUUGAUACAUGUGUAUUUGUCCUGGGCUCUAAGGGUUUUAACUCAGGGACACACUGCUGGGAUGUUGAUGUGGAGAAUAAUGCAUUAUGGUACGUGGGUGUGGCCACAGAGUCAGACCAGAGAAAGGGCGAUGCAGUCUGGAGUGGAAUCUGGCGUGUGUGGUAUGUGAGUCAGAACUACUGGUCAUGGUCCUCAGAACAGCCUUUCAAUCUCCUCACAUUUGAUGAGAAACUCCAGAGGAUCAGAGUGCAGCUGGACUGGGACAGAGGAAAAGUGUCAUUUUCUGACCCUCUGACUAACACACACAUCCACACUUUCACAUGCACUUUCACUGAGAGAAUGUUUCCACUUUUUGGUAACAUCUGUAAUCUCUCUCCUCUGAGGAUCUUACCAGUGCAGUGUUGUGUUAGAGGCGAACAGCACAGUUAG